Molecule: messenger RNA, 2151 nt
Organism: Phytophthora sojae
Lineage: Eukaryota; Oomycota; Peronosporomycetes; Peronosporales; Peronosporaceae
Exons: 5
Coding region: 1-2151 (716 amino acids)
Source: RefSeq, a predicted model, not a curated record
AUGUUGCUGGAUGAAGGGGCGCAACUUUCAGUCAAACCUUUCUUCGUCGCCACGGUGGAGAAGAGGAAGGCGGUCGACGAGCCUGACAGGCCCGGCAAGAAGCGCAACGUGGGCACUACGGGUGAGCUCCCUAGUGAGUUCAUAUCAGCGAAGAUCUCAGAGCUCAUGCAGGAACUCCAACGAAGGCACGAGGCGUCUCAAGCGAAGAUCAGCAGUCUCGAGGCAGAUUUAAUAACCUUGCGUGAAGUUGACUCAAGUGCUGGUAAUACGGGUGGACAGCGCGACCGAAUUCUUGAGUUGCGUGAUAUCGCUUCCAAGCGGGCUGCUGGGAAGGCCCCGCUACGCAGAUUCACAACGUACGAAUUGUCUUCGAAGCACCGAAGUGAUGAAGACGUGCCGGCUGCAACUUCUCGACCAAUACAAGAUGCCACCGAUGCCGACGACGCUCCUACUGAAGCCAAGACCUCCACUAUCCGCUCGCUGUCAUCUGACAGCAAUCACCAGGCCAGCAUGACGCCGAGGCAGGUGACCACAGCUACUGAGCACCAACACACACCCAGCGGUCUGAUCGACUCGAAGCGACCCGUGUGGUACCAGCUAAUGGAUGAACGCAGAAACAAGCUGGUUUCGGCAGGCCGCGUGGAAGUGGCGAAGGGCGACGAGGCGCAGAUUGUAGACUUCCUGGACAAGGUUGAGGAGAAGAACAAGGGGGAACCCGAUCGAAGAAAGCGUCUCACUGUAGGCAGUGUAUCAUUUUCGGUCGGAGAAAACAUGGUGGUGAACCCUCCUGAGUUGGUCGCGUACUCGUCAGCAAAAGUAGCAACUACCACUGCCGACACGACCACACCGUUGACUGAGCAAGUGAACAUCCUCGCAUAUGGAAACGUGAUUGAUCUACCACCCAAAACUUAUAUUCUUGGGCAGGAGAUAAGUGGUUCACGUGUUUCGUUCGGGAAUGCUACCCGCCACUAUGGGAAGUGUGCAUGGAGAAAAUCCAGAAGGAGCCGCACCUUGUGGUUCUCGGAAAUCCAGGAAUCGGCAAGACGUAUUUUGGUUACGUUAUCUUGCGGUGAACGGAUUCUCUUUUCUCCCGACGUGGUUGGGCGAGGAUCAGGUACAGACUUCGAUGAGUUUCUGAGAAAGCGUGCUACGUACUACCUUGUGGACGGUCUCCGUCCGGCCAGCUACGACUAUCGCUUGCAGUAUGGUAUUCAUGACAGUUUGGUCCGAGGAGGAGAUUAUGAAGUGUCACCCGCUGAUGAUUUCUCGCGUUCCUAUCGACACGGUCCAGGAUUGUUGUCGUCGAUGGGGUGGAAUCGCCCGUUACGUUUUACGCUACGCACAGGACCCAAUUCAGCAGGCGCAAUUGGAAUGGGCUCUCGACGGUGUAUUACUCGAAAUCUGAUCGAUGCGUUCGGAAAAUUUGACGCGCCUAAGUCUGAAGUUUCUCAUCGGUUGCUGCACUAUCGAGUUGGCGUGGGCUACACCAGCGCAGACUUCGUUUUCGCUUCGGAGUAUGUUCAGGACACGGUAUACAAACGACUCUAUCGGCUGGAUAAGCGCAAGCUGCUAAGCUUUAUACAAGCAAGUGAAGGGGUGGAUGGUUACGCUGUUUUGCGUGGACAUUUGUUUGAAGGACACGUACAUUUGGUACUGGCACGGGGUGGAAGAUUCCAGAUUCGGCGCUUUGUCGCAAAGAAUGAAGUACACAAUGCUGCUAGAAAGACGAGGGGCGGGGUUGUUCCUCACGUGGCAUCGGAAACUGGCGAAUGGAUCGAGCUCUCUCGACGGCAAACUACAGUGUUUAAGAACAACGCUGAGCUUGCCGCUGCUGGCGACGUGUACCUGCGACCGUUAUCGAAGAAUUACCAAUCCGUGGAUGCGAUACUCAAGCCGGAUGUUUUGUUCCAAGUGACUGGUGCGCACAAACACCCGUGCAAGCAAGCGGGGCUGCAUAAUGUCCUGGAGCAACUUGGAGAUCCUGUAUCACCUCGCCUAUAUUUCGUGGUGCCACCCGACCGCUUCAAAGAUUUUGAAUAUCAAAAGUACCACGACUCCAGGAACAAGGUGAUGGAGAACCCAACUUACGCGAACGUGCAGAACAUUCAGCAAUUCGUGCUGCAAAUUGAACUGACACCGGAAGAGUCGUGA